UAAAUGUUUUAAAGUUAAACCUGAAACUGAUACGUUUUUACAUUUGAAUAAAGUUUAAUAUACAACUUGAUAAUAUAUACAUGAUAUAUGGUGUGCGUGUGUGAAGAAACACUUUUGGAAUAUUAAUAGUGCGAAUUGUCUAUUAUUUUGCGCUGCAAAUGUGCCUUCAAAAAUGUGCCUGCAAUGAUAAUAUUCCCUAUAUAAAAUAAUAGCUGGACAGUUUUGAACAACCAAGUUCUAUUGUUUUAUGAAUCUGGAUAACUAGCGGAACUGAUUCUAUAUAGAAGGACAGGUACAGCACCAGUCACGUGAUGUGAAUUUAAACCAGUAGAAACACUCGUUAUUUACAAAAGAUUCUUGCGCAGCCGCAGUUAAAGAACACCGGUUGUUGCAUAGCGACGGAACUGUCAUAAUGUCAGAAGGGCAAUCGACUGGCACUUUAAAUCCGGCGUUUGAUCUAAAUGGUGAGAGGGAAGAGGUCAAUGAUCAACAAGAGGUUGAAGCAGAUGUCCAAGUUACAAGAUUUGGCGGGAAGGAAUCGGACACUGAAGGAAGUUUAGAAAAUAGAAAUACAUAUACUGCUUCUAAUGAUGACGAAAUUGAAGUUAAAGAAACUGUUCUUGACAUUUUACGUAGAAGUCAGAAGCAAGAAGAGGCAGACAAGGGACAUAAUGGCAGCGAACGAGAUAUCAGUAAGCCUCAUGACGUCAGAAUUACUAUUCCUGAACCAGGUGAUUUCGCAAAAGAGAAGGUAUCUGAUAUAACCAACGGCAUUUCUGAAUAUUCUACAGCCGCGUCAGCGGACUCAUCUGGUGAGACUAACGGAACAAAAGACGACGCAAGAAUAAGUGAUAUGGAAGGUGAAGACACAAAGGAGCAAUUACAGGGAAAUGUUCAAUCUGACGAGCAAAUCACGAGAGAAAGUGGUAAAAAGCAUGGCUCAAAAGAAGGUUUGGAGAAGCGAAAUACAUAUACUGUGUCAAACAAAAUUAACAAUGAAGAGAAGGAAACUGUUCUUGACAUUUUAAUGAAAAGUCAGAAGGAUAGUGGAAAUAAGGAGACUGUACAAAGACUAGAGGAUGCCACAGUAGGACAAACCGAUACUGAAGAAACCAGAUUUACUAUUGCGGAUGAAGUUGACAAAAAGAAGGUAUCAAACAAGGCACUCACCCAGACGUAUAGUUUAGCUACCCCUUCGAAUGGAAGGUCUUCAAGUGAUAGCCGAAAUAUUCCGAAAAACAAGCUAGGACAGUCACUAAGUUUGUCGCUAAGUAAGGCAGAACAAGUCCCUCCAUUGGACCCAAACACUGCCGAGACUUCACGACAAAAAGUUCAGUCGUAUUUUAGUACAUGCGAAUGGACGUACGUUUCAAUAACAUAAUACAAUUGACUCUAUCCUAACUAUAAUACGCUAGAUAUGCGGAAAGAAUGAGUAUAUCAGUGGUUUACGUCAGACGGUAUAAACAUGCUGAGUUUUGUAUUCAUCAACGUUUAACCCUUAGCCUGCUGGCGGCAAGUGAUUUUGCCUUUGCGACCAGUGGAGACCAAAAUCAGCCUGCACAUCCGUGUAGUCUGUUCAUGGUCUGCACUGUUCGCUAUUCAGUCAGUAUCAUUUUUGUAAACACCCCUUUUAACAGUUAAUGGUACUGUCCAAAUUGAAAGAUGGACAAGUUCAUUAUAGAAAUUUAGCAGAGUAAGUGUAAAUACUAAGAUUUUGAUAUAUUAAA
Mercenaria mercenaria is the source of this 1727-nucleotide messenger RNA. RefSeq lists its product as uncharacterized. NCBI's taxonomy places the organism in Eukaryota, Metazoa, Mollusca, Bivalvia, Venerida, Veneridae. The transcript has 6 exons. The record is from RefSeq and is a predicted model, not a curated record. The coding region runs from base 413 to 1381 and encodes 322 amino acids.